GGAUGACCUCUGGCCACCAUGUGACGAUUUCUCACGCGUGUCUCAUCUUUUUGGACCAUUCGUUAUUAAUAAAUGCCCCGGAAUUUCACUGGACUGUCCACUUGUUACUUACCUCCUGCAAACAAAGCGCAUGUAAGUUUAAGUAUUGAAAAUAACUUGUGAGCUAUACUUUAUCAUCAAUUUUAAAAAUGCAUUGAUGUUUUUAAAUAUUUUUUUUUUUUUAAAUCCUUAUAAUUAUUAAAGUUAUUUUCAUUGAUUUCAAUUCACCUCUCCUUUCCUUAUUACAGCAACAUGAACUGCUUAUUCGCUAUUCUCGUUUGCCUGCCGGUCUUCACAUUGGGCCAACCCAACUGGAAUUUUGUGGAGCAGGCCCUCUUCCGUCAUUUCGACAGCAAUGCUGACGGACAUCUGACACAGGCUGAAGUUAGCUCUUACCUCAAUGUACGUUUUAAAGCUUUUUUUUUUCAUUUAAAUUUGCUGUGUUUUGGAGAAUCAUUGGUUCACUAGAGAAUCUAGCUGUUUUAGCCGACUCCAUAGACCGUAAAAUAAAUGAGAAGACUCGUUUGGUCAUUUUAAGGCGCCACCUCGUUUGGUCAUUUUAAGGCGCCACUGGUUUACUUUAAGGUCGAAAAAUGUUUAAAUUCAUGUUUGAAAAUAUAUGCACUAUCUACUUCCACCCCCCCCCCCCAACCAAUAUUCCUGCUCUAUCCGCAUACCCCAUUCGAAGGCGUCCAUCCAGCGCAUAGAUUAAGAUUUGGUGUCAGCAAAACAUGGUGUUGGUUGUUGUUUUUUUUGGAAGCAUUGCAAAUCCCCUCUACCUGCAUAGGAGCCAAAAAUGAUCAAUAAAUUGAUUGUGGGCCCUUAAUAUAUAAAAGAAGAAGAAGAAAGCCACUCUGUAAAGCAGGCAUGAACAACAUACGGCCCACGGGCCGCAUGUGGCCCGCCGGUAUCCACUUUGCGGCCCGCGAAGUAACGAAAUAUUAUUCAUCAUUAUUAUUUUCUUUUAGCUUUUCCCCUGUCCUAUCAACUUUCGGCCCGCACAAUUUUUUCAUAAAGUAUUACGGCCCGCACGAGUUUUUCAUAAAGUAUUACGCCCCGCACAAGUUUUUCAUCAAGUAUUACGGCCCGCACAAGUUUUUCAUCAAGUAUUACGGCCCGCACAAAUUUUUCAUCAAGUAUUACGGCCCGCACAAGUUUUUCAUAAAGUAUUACGGCCCGCACAAGUUUUUCAUCAAGUAUUACGGCCCGCACAAGUUUUUCAUCAAGUAUUACGGCCCGCCUUACAUUCUGAGUUGCGCAGGCCUGCUGUAAAGCAUAGGUCUAUCUUAAAAGCGAGAAAAAGACAUCAAGUAACUGUUUUUGCAAGGUUUUUUUCGAAAUUAAAUUUUUCCAUCAGACCUUCGACACCGACGGCGACGGCCAAGUGUCCAGACAAGAGUACAACGCCCACAUCACCGCCCAGUACAGCCAUGACCCGAUCACCCAGCGCGAGCUCCACGCCCUCUUCGACCAGUUCGACACCAACAACAACAACCAUCUGAGCACAUCAGACUACACGGCUCUCUUCGCUGACGCCGACGACAACGCCAACAACCAGGUGUCAGGUCAAGAGUUCAACAGGUAA
This is a messenger RNA of Lymnaea stagnalis (great pond snail), 1624 nucleotides long. NCBI's taxonomy places the organism in Eukaryota, Metazoa, Mollusca, Gastropoda, Lymnaeidae. The record is from the annotation of a GenBank genome assembly.